Molecule: messenger RNA, 1354 nt
Organism: Volvox carteri f. nagariensis
Lineage: Eukaryota; Viridiplantae; Chlorophyta; Chlorophyceae; Chlamydomonadales; Volvocaceae
Exons: 10
Coding region: 71-1354 (427 amino acids)
Molecular function (GO): kinase activity
Source: RefSeq, a predicted model, not a curated record
AGACUUUUAUAACUUUUGUAAUAGGUUGAUUACCUGUUCUGGGUGCACUUUGUCGGGGCGACUGUGUGGAAUGAUGUCGCUCGCGAACCAUGGGCUCACGGCUCGCCGGACAGACUAUCUCGCGCGGCAUCAUCAGCCUCCAUGGUCCGUCACCGCUCCGCGUCCGGUGAUCGCAGCGGUCCGCGGUCGCAGCUCACGGCUACGGGUGGUGGCGGAUGCAUCGCACACUACUCAAGCAAGCUCCAAGAUCCCUGGCACAAAUAAAGUGGUCUGUAUUGGAGAAGCCUUAUUUGAUCUGAUUGCCGACCAGAAGGGCCUCCCGCGGGACAAGGUCAAGUCCUGGACGCCGCACGCCGGUGGAGCACCCUGCAACGUAGCCACAGCCGCUGCGAGACUGGGCCUGGACGUCACCUUCGUGACUGCCCUAGGCGAUGACGAGUGGGGGGAGAAGCUGCUGGCGGUCUGCCGGGAUCGUGGUGUACAGCUCCACGCUGUCCAGCGACCCGCGGGUCGCCCCACGCGGGAUGUGUACGUGGUUCGUGACUCCACCGGCGACCGGGAGUUUGCGGGUUUCGGACUGCCGGGCACCGGGGAGGGGUAUGCGGACGCCUUCAUCGACCCGGAGGGGUUACCGCUUGGGGAGCUGCGGCCGGGUGCCGUACUGGUGACGGGGACGCUGGGUCUGUCGUACCCCGUCACGGCGGCGGCUCUACGGCGUGCUGUGGCGGCGGCCCGCGAGGCGGGGGCCACCGUACUGAUUGACGUCAACUGGCGGCCCGUGUUCUGGAAUGAUCUUCCGGCGGCCAAGAAGACCAUUUUAGAAUACCUCCAGUCUGCUGACGUCAUCAAGCUUAGUGAUGCUGAUUUAGAGGCGCUGUGUGACAUCAAACUGGCGCUGGCCCUCAUAAACCCGUGUGCGGUCGCAGAACGGUUUCCCAACGCCCGGGGUGUGCUGGUGACUGCGGGCCCGGAGGGGGCGUCGUACUGCUUUCGGAGCCCCAGUAAGGGGGAACACAGCGGGGUGGUGCCGGCGUUUGAGGUGGGUGUUACGGACACGACGGGCGCCGGGGACGCUUUCACUGCAGGGUUCAUCGUCAAGAUGGCGCAGGCUGGCGGUCUGGGCGCACUGUCCGCCAACCCGCAGCUGCUCAAGGAGGCGGUUGUGUUCGCCAGCGCCGCGGGGGCAAAACUAGACAGCUUUGCAAAGCUGGAGACAGGGCACACACACCGUCGCACCUACCCCUCCAUAAUAACACAUCGCAACCCCCCAUCCCCCACAAACAUCCCUUCAUCAUGUCCGAGGCGGAAGCAGUCCCACAACCUGCAUCGGUGUGUCCAUUGUCUGUUCAACUGA